AUGAUUCAUGCCUGGGCAAUCAGAAGGGCGCUGUGCAUUUUUAUCCUCAUCAAUUGUGUCCUAAAAUUAGAACAUUCGCAUAAAAUUAGGUGGAAAUCGAAAAAGGCAGUUCACCUCCCAGUAGACGGCGCAAAUGGCUACAAACGGGAGUGGAGACGCAAAGGGGUGUUCUUUAAUAUUCAUAGGGAUAACAGAGGGAAAGACGCCAGGGGGAGGAAUGGCACAAGGGGAACGAACGACACCAGGGGAAACGGGGGCCCGAACGGAUUGGCCACUGGUGGGAGACCGCUCUUUCGCUGCGAUAAAUUUAUUCCACUGUUUCUGUUGCGGGAUUGUCAGGGAAGAAGUUUAAACAGAAAGAAAUAUAACUCAACACUCAGGCGAUGUAACAGCCGUUUAGAAGUUUUUCCCAGGAGAGAGAAUAGCUUACCGCCCGAGCGGUGGAAUGGUGAGGCGAUCGGUACAGCAGGGCAGUCGGAGGAUGAUGGCCUUGAUGGAGGGCCCUCCCCUGGGGGGGAAGCGAACAAGACUAAGAGGAGGACCAUCAGUAGCGAUCGCAGCGGAUGUAGCGGUGUGGGAGGAGCCCCAGAAUACCCCCAAGAGAACGUACGCAAUUUUUGCAUCCUGGCGCACAUCGACAGCGGGAAAUCAACUCUGGCUGACCGAUUCCUAGAGUUAACAAAAACGAUAAAAAAGAAAAAGAUGCAGGAUCAGUUUCUCGACAUGAUGUCGUUGGAGAGAGAGAAGGGAAUCACCAUUAAGUUGAAGGCAGUGCGAAUGAAUUACCAGAAUUACAUUUUCAAUUUAAUCGAUACACCAGGACACUUUGAUUUUUAUCAUGAAGUAAAAAGAUCGCUAAGUGUAUGCGAAGGAGCCAUACUACUGAUUGAUGGGAGCAAAGGGAUUCAAUCCCAGACACUUAAUAUCUUUCUAGAGUUGCAAAAACAUAAUUUAAAAAUAAUUCCAGUGAUAAAUAAAAUCGACCUGAACACAUGCAGGUUGGACAAGAUAGAAAGUGAUCUGUUAAACAAGUUUCGUUUUGUGAAGGAAGACAUUUUACACAUCUCUGCGAAAUAUGCACAUGGAAUAGGAUCUCUGUUUCAGAGAAUUGUGUCGGACAUCCCUUGUCCUGCCAUAAAAUCGAAUGCCUUCUUUAGGGCCAUCGUUUUUGACUCCUUCUAUGACCAGUACAAGGGGGUAAUAUUAAUCAUUAAAGUGCUAAAUGGGGUCCUGACAAAAAAAACAGAAGUCUUCUUCAUUCAGAGCGAAAAGACAUCCAUCAUUCAGGAGGUUGGAUACCUCACCCCGGAGAUGAAACCCACCGACAGUAUACAGCAGGGGGACAUUGCCUACGUGUCAUGUAACAUGAGAAAGUGCGACGAGGUGCAGAUCAGUGAGACGAUAGUCAGCAGAGAUAUCGUCCAUCUGAAUGCGGAGCGGCGGCUCGUGGUGGAUCCGGACCGACUCGGCGAGGAGCGCAGCGGUGAAGACCAUACCCGUAGGGUAAAUCAUUGCGGUGUGGAUUCCUUCCGAGGUGUCGCCCCACCGAGGGAGGCGCGCACCGAGAGAGAAAUCAACCUGGAGCAGAUCGCCGCGUCUAAGGUGGACGUCUCGUACCCCGUUGUGUUCUGCAACAUUUACAGCGUGAAUGAUAAACAGGCCAACGGACUGGAGGUGGCACUGAACAAAUUGAAGCUAAACGAUGCAUCUUUUUCCUUCAAGCCUGACGUUUGUGAGACCUUGGGGAAAGGGUUCAAGUGCGGGUUCAACGGAUUGUUGCACCUUAAUAUAAUCCAGGAGCGGAUAAGACGGGAGUAUGGCGUGGAGACGAUUGUGACUGCCCCGUCGGUGAAUUAUCUCGUGAGGGUCAAGGAGAAAGGCAUUGACAAGCAGCUGAAGGAGAAGCUGAUUGAUGCUAGUUUCGACAUAGCGAAUGUUAACGUGGAGGUGCAGGGGGGAGAUAGCGGUGAUGGUAGUGCCGAUGGCAGUGGUGAUGGCAGUGAUGAUCGCAGCGAUGAUGGAAGCGAUGAUGGAAGCGAUGAUCGAAGCAGAAAGACCCACCCCGACGGACUCUUCUACAUGACGAGCAACGUGAACGAGAUCCCCCAGAAAAAUUACCUCCACGGAAUUUACGAGCCGUACGUGCGAACGAGCAUAAUGACGCCGGAGGAGUACCAGAAAUAUAUCAUGGCGGAGUGUUUCCAAAGGAGAGGGAUUUUUAUUAAAAAGGAAAACAUGGACAGUUAUGUCAUCUUCUAUUUUGAUAUGCCAUUGUCCGAAAUAUUGAUUAAUUUCUUGGACGAAAUUAAAUCCUGCACAAAGGGCUAUGGAUCCAUGAGCUACGAAAAAUAUGUCACUUAUAGGGAAAGCGAUUUGCACAAAAUAAGUAUAUAUGUGAAUAAUAGGAGCAUCGAUUCUUUGUCCUUCCUGGCACACAAAUUAAAUUAUCACGAGAAGGGGAAACGUAUAGUCUUAAAAUUGAAAGAAAUGAUAAAGCCUCAUCAGUUCCUUGUCGUCAUUCAGGCAGGUGUGGGGACCAGAAUCUUCGCUUCGGAAAGGAUCAACCCGCUGAGGAAAAAUGUCACUGCCAAAUGCUACGGGGGGGAUAUCACACGGCGAAGGAAGUUACUCGAGAAGCAAAGCGCAGGGAAGAAAAAGAUGUUUAGCAUCGGCAAGGUGAAGCUGCCGCCGAAUAUGUUCACCAAGCUCUUCAACUUGAAGGCCCAGUGA
Molecule: messenger RNA, 2730 nt
Organism: Plasmodium inui San Antonio 1
Lineage: Eukaryota; Apicomplexa; Aconoidasida; Haemosporida; Plasmodiidae
Product: translation factor GUF1 like, mitochondrial
Exons: 1
Coding region: 1-2730 (909 amino acids)
Biological process (GO): positive regulation of translation
Molecular function (GO): ribosome binding; GTP binding; GTPase activity
Source: RefSeq, a predicted model, not a curated record